Molecule: messenger RNA, 909 nt
Organism: Insectozyma verbasci
Lineage: Eukaryota; Fungi; Ascomycota; Pichiomycetes; Serinales; Debaryomycetaceae
Source: the annotation of a GenBank genome assembly
AUGACAUUGGAUAAAGAUAAUGACCAAAUAAUAGAACAACCAGACUCAUUAGAUAUUAAACAACCAGAAAAUAUUGAGGAAUAUCAUCUUAUUAAACCAUUUAGUUUUCUAGUUAAUGAUUUAAAUGAUGAUUCACAUAAAGUAUUAUUAAUAUUAAAUCAAUUUAUUAAUGUCGAUCUAAUAUCAAUUUGGAAUCAUUGUACAUUAAGAUUAUGCGCAGAUGCUGGUGCGAAUAGACUAUUUCAUUAUUUUUCAUCCGAUGAAGAAAGAUCAAAAUAUAUACCAGAUUAUAUUGUUGGUGAUUUCGAUUCAAUUGAUCCUGAAACAAAAUCCUAUUAUGAAAAGAAAGGAUCUAGAAUAAUUUAUCAAUCAAGUCAAUAUUCAAACGAUUUUAUGAAAUGUGUAUAUACAAUUCAAAUACAUUAUCAAUACCAGAAAAAUCCAUGGCCCGAAAUUGAAGAAGAAAAAGGUGUUGAAACACUUUGGAAAAGUGAAAAACAAAAGCAUAAUGAAGAGAUUAAAAUAUUUGUUCUUAAUGCAAUUGGUGGACGAUUUGAUCAAACUAUUCAAUCAAUUAACCAGAUAUAUAUCCUUCAUAAAACAGAUUUAAAUUUAAGUAUAAUUUUCAUUACGAUAAAUGACAUAAUAUUUUUAUUAUAUAAAGGUAAAAAUUAUAUAAAGUAUGAUUCAAAAUCUGUAUUUAAUAAGAAUAUUCAACCUACUUGUGGAUUACUUCCACUCGGUGAUAAACCUGUGAUUUUAAAUACUUGGGGUUUAAAAUGGGAUGUAAGAAAUUGGAAUACUAAAAUGACUGGUAAAGUUAGCUCGUCUAAUCGAAUUAGUGGUGAUACUGGAUUUAUAGUUGAUGCUUCUGAUGAUAUUGUAAUGAAUAUAGAACUCGAUACAUGA